Messenger RNA from Vicia villosa (hairy vetch), 2815 nucleotides. RefSeq names its product leucine-rich repeat receptor-like protein kinase PXC1. Gene Ontology annotation, biological process: protein phosphorylation. The coding region runs from base 429 to 2510 and encodes 693 amino acids. Gene Ontology annotation, molecular function: protein binding; protein kinase activity; ATP binding. Lineage: Eukaryota; Viridiplantae; Streptophyta; Magnoliopsida; Fabales; Fabaceae. The record is from RefSeq and is a predicted model, not a curated record. The transcript has 2 exons.
UGGUACCUAAACGUAUCAAUUGUACAUUCUAAAGUUUACCUCAAAUCAUCGCCAGAAGUGAACACAUGAAAAUUUCAAAUUAGUUAACCUCUUUUGUUCUUAUGUAUAAUUGUGCUAAUUAAACCCAUUCUACAUAACAUCAUUUUUUUUAUCUCUUUAGCAUAACAGACCAAACAAAAACUAAAAGUAGAACACUGUGAUUCUAUUUCCACUAAUCUAAUAGAAAACAGCAAUCAUAAAAACACACCAUCCUCUUACAAAUCCCAUAAUCAGCUUCAAACUUUAAUCAUCAUAUUCCCCACACACUCUCUCACCAUCAUGCCACAUUUUCUUCCUCACUCAAAUUCACAACCACACCCUUCACUCUCCACAUUUUAAAUUCAAAUCAUAAAAACACACAUUCUUCCCUUUCUUUCCAAAACCAUAACAUGAACAUAUCACUACAAUUAGCCUUAAUCUUAGCAUUUCUCUCCACAUCACAAUCAUUAACACAGAGUGCACUACAAAAUGAUACACACGCCCUCACUGAAUUCCGUCUCCAAACCGACUUCCACGGCUACCUCGUCGGUAACUGGACCGGCGAGGAUGCCUGCAACUCCGCCUGGCACGGAGUUGAAUGCUCCCCAAACGGCAGAGUUGUAGCUCUCUCCGUCCCUUCCCUCAAUCUCCGAGGUCCGGUUCAUUCUCUCUCAACGCUAACAUACCUACGCUUCCUUGACCUUCACGAUAACCGUUUAAACGGAACCAUUCUUCCUCUCUUAAACUGUACUGAUCUCGAACUACUCUACCUCUCAAGCAACGACUUCUCCGGCGACAUACCACCGGAGAUAUCAUCCUUACGGCUUCUCAUCAGACUUGACAUCUCUGAUAACAACAUCCACGGCGAAAUACCUAAAGAGCUUUCGAAACUGAAAUUUCUCCUCACUCUCCGGUUACAGAAUAAUGAACUCUCUGGUGAAGUUCCGGAUCUUUCUUCUUCUCUACUCAAUCUCAGAGAACUCAACAUUACUAACAACGAACUCCAAGGACGCUUACCAGACGCAAUGCUUACCAAAUUCGGCAACAAAAGCUUCUCUGGCAACCACGGUCUCUGCGGAAUGACACCAUUACCAAAUUGUCCUGUCACCGAAGCUCAUGUUCCUCCUCCUUCUGAUGACGACGAUAGUUCGGAAAUAGUUCCUUCAAAUCCUAGCUCUAUGCCAAAAUCUAGUAGAAAUGCUAACGGUACCAUUCCAUCUGAAACUCCUUCGAGCAAACGGAAAAUGUUGAGUCCGGGUACUAUUGUGGCGGUUACAGUGGCAGUUUCCGUGGCAUUAUUAGUGGUGGUUUCUUUCAUGGUGGCGCAAUGUUGCGGAAGAGGAGGAAAAUCUAACUCAACGGUUGGCAUGGAUAGCGAGCUUGGAAAGAGAAAAAGCGAUAGCAGCAGUGGAAGCGAGAAGAAAGGUUACACUGCAAAUAGCAACAAUGGCGGUGUGGAUAGAGAUAGUGAUGGAACAACCGAAACAGAAAGAAGCAAACUAGUGUUUUUCGACAGGAGCAAUGAGUUUGAGCUCGAAGAUUUGCUUCGAGCUUCGGCCGAGAUGCUUGGGAAGGGUAGUUUGGGAACUGUUUAUAGAGCUGUUCUCGAUGAUGGAUGCACUGUUGCUGUUAAGAGACUCAAAGAUGCUAAUCCUUGUGAUAGGAAUCAGUUUGAACAGUAUAUGGAUGUUGUUGGAAAGCUUAGACACCCUAAUGUUGUUAGGCUCAAAGCUUAUUAUUAUGCUAAGGAAGAAAAGCUUCUGGUUUAUGAUUAUCUCUCUAAUGGAAGCUUGUAUUCUCUUCUUCAUGGGAACCGUGGUCCGGGGAGGAUUCCGUUGGAUUGGACAACAAGAAUAAGCUUGGUGUUGGGGGCAGCAAGAGGCCUAGCAAGGAUUCAUGGAGAGUAUAGUGCAGCCAAGAUACCUCAUGGGAAUGUAAAAUCUUCCAAUGUGUUGCUUGACAGGAAUGGAGUUGCUUGCAUAGGUGACUUUGGCUUGUCGCUAUUAUUGAACCCUGCUCACGCGGUUGCGAGGCUGGGUGGGUCUAGAGCUCCCGAGCAAGCGGAAGGGAAGAAGCUUUCACAAGAGGCGGAUGUUUAUGGUUUCGGGGUGUUGGUGUUGGAAGUUUUGACAGGAAGGGCUGCUUCCUCUCAGUACUCUUCUCCUAUAGGAGUUCGUGCUUGUGUGGAAUCCGAGGAAGAAGAAGUGGAUCUUCCGAAAUGGGUUCGGUCGAUUGUGAAGAAAGAGUGGACAUCGGAGGUGUUUGAUCAGGAACUUUUAAGGUACAAGAACAUCGAAGAGGAGCUUGUUUCAAUGCUGAAUAUAGGACUUGCUUGUGUUGUGUCGCAACCGGAGCAGAGGCCUACUAUGUUGGAAGUUGUUAAGAUGAUCGAGGAUAUUAGAGUGGAACAAUCUCCUCUAAGAGAGGACUAUGAUGAAUCUCGCACUUCACUUUCACCUUCACUUGCCACUACCGAAGAUUGCCUAGCUUAAUAACACUACUGUUAUUUAUUGCCUCAUAUCAAUAUCAUGCUAGUUAUUGACUUAUUGUCAUGAAUUUAACUCUCUUUGAUCCUCUUCUAGUUGCAUUUACCUAUUUGUGUCCCUUUAUAUUUUCAUAUGUUGUUAAUUUUGUUUUAUAUUUAUUGUAUUUGCAAAAUGAUUGUUGUUGUUGUUGCACUUGUAUUGGUACUUAGCUGAUCUCUAGUAAAUCAAUGUCUCUGCUAUUCACCCAUUACAUGUUCCUUCCUGUACAGUAAAAGAAAGAGGGUUAGAUUUAAAACUGUCUUUUGUUUACC